UUUGGCAAGCUGUGUGUUAGUUUUUUCGCCAUUUAAACAUUUCAUUUUAUCCCAUGUAUUAUAUUGUUUAUUAAGUAUGUUGAAUUUAAAUUGUGUUAUAUGCGCCGAACUGUUUACGCAUUCCGAUGAUGUUUACGUUACCAUCUGCGGACACAUGUUUCAUCACAACUGCCUCAUGCAAUGGCUGGAGCGCUCCAAAACGUGUCCACAGUGCCGCAACAAGUGCACUACACGCAACAUAUUGCGUGUCUACUUCAAUCUGGCCAAUUUGGACGUGAGUCGCAUCGACGUGGGCUCGCUGCAGGAACAGCUGGACAAUGCGAAUCUAGCCAUGAAAAUGAAGGAGCAGGAACAUAACAAAAUCGAACAGCAAAUGAAAGAUCUAAAGGACACGCAGAAAAAGUGCCUCAAAACAAUUGCCGGCCUGGAGCAGAAGCUACAAAAGAAAGAUUUCGUAAUCUGCGGCUAUGUGGAGCAAAUAAGUAUACUUAAAAACGAUGCACGCGUUGUUGAUGAGCUGCGCAAGGAGAACAAAAGUCUAAAACAACAAAUACACACAAUGGAAGGCGUUUCAGCCAUACUGUCAGCCGGCGCCGCAGAUGCUGAUCGUCUGCUGAAGAACGAAGCCAAUCCGCAUGUGCUGGCCAAUUGGGUGUCCACGCUGAAGCGUGAGCUGCGGCAGUGCGAGACCAAAAAGACGGAGCUGCGCAAUGUGCUUAAACUGGUGCAGAAUGAUUUGCGCAGAGAGCUGGACUCAAAGCGCAACCUGGAGGAGAAAAUAUCACAUCUAGAGAGCGAUCUCUAUCGCACGCAAGAGAAGCUUAAAAACCUGCAAAGUCAGCCAAUUGACUUGGAUGCAUCCAGCAACUCGUUGGGCCUAAACACCAACAUUGUGGCACUGAAGCGCGAGGAGCGACGCAGCACCAUCUCGCCGACAACCAAACAGAACAUAAAGCGCAUAGAGGAAUCGACAUCACCCUACCUGAACAUCAAGUCCAGCAGCGUGGGCUUAGCACAUCUGCUGAAGCCGCCAGAGAUGGGCAUAACCAAAAUAUCGCCCAUUAAAAGCGGCGCUGGCAUAAGCAUGGCAACAGGCGUUAUACGUAAAACCCACAGUGAUCUUAGCGAAAAGUAUUCAAUUUUUAAGAAGCCACGUCUGCUGCUGGGCGGCUCCAGUUCGGCUGCCACAAUGAGCGCCAAUUUCGCGUUCAACGGCAUGGGCGGUUCGGAGAAGAUAGAUCCAUUUGCGCAGCGUGCAGUGGAGGAGGAACAGGAGGCAGCAGCAAGACCAACGAGCAGUCAGCCGUCGAUGUCUAGGACAGUUAAUUUGCGGCUCAAAGCGGGCACGCUGCGCAACAUUAAGCUAACCAAGUAGCCAGUGCGAAUUGUUGUUAUAAGCCAAAAGUGUUUAAGCCAAGACUGCCUCAGUUUCGAAUUAUAGUUUGUUAGCAUAAUAUAUAGAUGAAUUUAUAGAUGAA
Messenger RNA from Drosophila montana, 1478 nucleotides. RefSeq names its product no poles (gene nopo). The coding region runs from base 77 to 1375 and encodes 432 amino acids. Gene Ontology annotation, cellular component: site of DNA damage; nucleus. The record is from RefSeq and is a predicted model, not a curated record. Gene Ontology annotation, biological process: replication fork processing; protein ubiquitination. Gene Ontology annotation, molecular function: ubiquitin protein ligase activity. The transcript has 7 exons. Lineage: Eukaryota; Metazoa; Arthropoda; Insecta; Diptera; Drosophilidae.